Diaporthe batatas is the source of this 3752-nucleotide messenger RNA. RefSeq lists its product as uncharacterized. The transcript has 3 exons. The coding region runs from base 81 to 3752 and encodes 1223 amino acids. Gene Ontology annotation, cellular component: nucleus. The record is from RefSeq and is a predicted model, not a curated record. Gene Ontology annotation, molecular function: DNA-binding transcription factor activity, RNA polymerase II-specific. NCBI's taxonomy places the organism in Eukaryota, Fungi, Ascomycota, Sordariomycetes, Diaporthales, Diaporthaceae. Gene Ontology annotation, biological process: regulation of transcription by RNA polymerase II.
CUGUUCUAUGGUUGUAACCAAGGCAAAGCUAAAGAUCGGCAACCCAUACAAUCACUAGAUGAACUGAGGUGACAUCGGAGAUGCUGACACCCACGGUACUUCGAGUUGUCCGUCCGUUCUUUGCGGUUGGUGGCGCACCUGCAGUGUCGCUCACACAAAACGUGCCCCAAGGCGUAGACGCCAACAUUCUCCUGCUUGCAUCCGGAGAUGUCCGAGACAUACUGUUCACAGCACACCAUGAGAAGGGACUUCCGACCAGGAACCUGGACAUCACGUCGUGCGAUGUUGAGGAGGCCAUAAUCGCUCGAAAUGCGCUGUUCCUCAGUUUGCUGUUCGCUCAGCGUGAGCGAGUGAAGCCCCAGCUACUUUGGAAUGUAUACUAUCACCUUCUUCUAGACGAAGAGUCGGCUGAAGUUCUCAAAGCACAUCUUGCCGCCUUGCUGACUGCCUCUGUCUCGCUCAAAGAUUGGAGGGAGAGCGAUUAUGGAGGCAGAUUCCACUUUGGAAACGCAUCGACCCUCUCUUCUGUUCGCUGUAUCUGGCAUAAGUACGCAGAGUGUCUCGAAAAUAGGGGCCAGGAUCAGUACAGAGCCGAUUUCGAGGCUGCUUUCCAGCACUCGAAGAGCCACAGAGAUGAGAUCUUUGGAAGCGAGGAGAUCAUUUCAGGGAGUAUGCGGGCGGCUUCGCCUCUUGGAAUCGAGGUCAACGAAGCGAUGAGAGCUUCUUUAAAUUCGUGGUGGGAAAAGGGAACGACAGGCCGAGUGUCCGCGGACACGAAUAUCCCAAAUCCUCUCUUCGCAGCGACUUUGUCAGAGCAUUUUGUCCUUUCCCCCCUCUCAAACCCGAUUCUGGGCUACCACCUAGCAACGGCGAGUGUGCAACUCAAAGAGACUGCAGGGGACCAAUCUGACGACGAGCACAACAAUCUUUCUGAACUCGCCUUUGCUGCAGCUGCGCAGGAGCAGUUCGCGGAAUGGUCUCAGGCAUUCUUCGAGAUGUCACAGAGACACCUGACUUUGCGGUUCAUCGCAGCAGAUGGUCUGUCAACGUGUAUUACCCUCCAGCACUAUCUCGAAACGGGCCAACUGUCAGCGGGCGUUUAUCGACGCCAGCUUGCUAUGGAUCACCUUGAACUCGAUCUUGAUGAAGAUGGACCGCAUGCAGUGGCUCCGAAGCAAUUCGAUAUCAUUGAUACAUCUGAUCUAGCAGAAUCCUUGGGAGCGUUGAAUAUCUUGAUUGCUGGUGCACCGCUAUUGAAGCCAGCUCCGUGGGCUACGCUAUACACCGAGGCCAACCAGGGUGGCACAGAGGGCGAAAAGGCGAAAUUUGAUGAGAUUUUCUGCGGGCAAACCAGAACCAUCGCAACUCUCCUUGGUAUCAGCCCUGUGGAGUAUUGGACCAACGCGACUGCAAUCUCGAAUGUGGACGAAUACAGACUGGGUGUCUCUGCGGUCAAGUCGAAAUCCGACCGUCAAAAUGUCCACUGGCGCUUUGCUUGGAAGUCCCUCGAGAACCUGUCUCAUCCAAACAGCCAAUUGCCGCGGCUCAGAGUGAAGGAAGACACCGUUGCAGCCCUCAUACAAAAGAUCCACCGAGCCAUGUUUGCUGACGAGGAUAUUUCUGGUUCCGUGAGCCUCCCAGCCAGCCAACAGAGCAGCAGGCUCCAACACGAUACCUACCCCUAUCGCCACCCGGGGGCUUUCGUUGCUUUCAUUCGAAGGCUUCUAGAACGUGUUGAUACAGAUGAGAAAGAGAUUUUCCAGAAUGCCCUCGCUGAGAUCACGCAAGACUCGAGUCUGAAGUCUGGCUCGAAAUACUCAGAGGCGAUUUCUUUGGAAAUGUCAAGGCAGGGCUUGCUUACAUUGCCAGAAGCUGGCCAAAAUGUGUCCCAAGUAUCUGAUGGGACUUUGUUCACCAGUUGGUCUCACGUUCCUGAUUCUGUUGCCGUUACGAUGUUGAUUCCUGCGGAAAUUUGGAAGAAGCUUUCCCAGGAAGCCCUCGUGAACAAGCUCGCCUUUGUCGUCGAGGGAAGUUUGAGGCUGGUCCAAGGGGAUGAAACCAUCUGGCACCAAGUCUUUCCCGAUGUCCAGGUCACUUUUGGCACAGUCUCAUCUAGGGGCGAUCGACAGAACAAAGAUUUUGUCCUGGCCGUGGACGAGGACCUUUCGUCUUGGUCUGGGGGCUCUGAUCUGGUUGCCUCAUUCUUAGUGCCCUCAAACGCUCUCCAGGUGGACCCGAGUAGCACCAAAGUCUCUCUUUGUCUGCAAAAUGGGGUUUCAGAAGCCUUAUUAUUCAACAAGCUCCAAUUUGGAGACACUACGACGGGUGACACGAUGAAUAUCUACGAGACGGAUCUGAAUGACAAUAGUCACGUCUACAUCACAAGGCAUCGGCCAGGCCUGGACGAGGUUUCACUGUACAGAAAUUCUGCGACCGUAGCCGCGCCUGCAAUUUCACAGGAUUGCAUGACUUCCUUUACCGCAGAUCUUGACGAAUCUGGCAGCAUCAUCACUAUCACAGGCCGCCUGGAAAUAUCAGCGCCGGAUGGAAAGAGGUUACUCUCUGAAAAGGCAGUUGUCGAUGUCCGGAAGAUCUCGCCUUUCAUGUUCGAAAUAGUCCUCGGGGAAAGGGAAGCGGUCUAUCAGUUGUGCUUCCCAGUUCCGGUAGUCAAGGAUGGAAGCACGAUGAGAGUCGCAAGAACAUCCGCCUAUGUUGAGGUUGUAGCACCCUUGGCCGAUCCAGCGACUUCUCAAACUCUAGAUGACUUCAUUUUUCCAAGUGUUUUGGCAGACUCGGACCUCACUCCGCGGCUAGACCAGACAAUCCCAGUACCCCUCAACAUUCCGCACGUCAACCUCCACAACUUACCCGUACUCGACGUCACCGACAAGUCCCGUGUGGGCUUCCUUACGACCUUGACAUCCUUCACGUUUUCGGCCCGAGAACGAAAACUCCGUGAAGAAGCGGACAGCACCGGCCUGGCGACGUCUGCACGAAUGAACUUCAAAGAAUCCAUCUUUACCAUGUUCAUGCUCGCAUCUGGGCUCCAGGGCGGGCAGACAGGACUGUUCGCGAUCCACCAUCCAGAAAAAGGAGGCGUCCACAUGCUGAUUUUCGUCUCUGCGUUCCGUAUGGACGGCGCAAAUGCCACCGUGGUUCUCGACGCGGCAGUCAUCCCGUUCACGGUGGAGCUCAUCAAGAGUGGGAAGCUCGAGUCCUUUCUGCUCAUCCUACGGGAGCUGGACGCCUGCACAAUUACCGUCAACGACGAGGAGCUCGUCCUCUGGAAGAAGGUGCUGCCGGCCCUGGCUGAGCGCUGCAGAGAUUGGACCCACACGCCCGAGUGUGAGUAUGCCAGGCCCGGCGCGACCGUCCCCCUCAGCACCGAGAUGGGGAAGCAGGUGCUGUGCAGCUGCGGCACGGGGAAGCUGCCCGAAAACUUCCUCGGUCUUCCUGAGUGGGAUGUUGCCUCACAGUUUGCGACCCGCAUAGCGAUCAGUCCGACAUAUGCUGUCCCGUUUGUCGAGGAUAUUGUUGACGACAGUGUGGUGGGGGCCUCGUCCGGUUCCGGGAUGAGCGUGCAGGGCGACGAGACCCUUCGGUGUAGGAACUGUGGGACUGUGGAGGCCAAGGAUGGUGGCCCGCUCAAGAAGUGCAUGCGUUGCCUGAAGGUGAGGUACUGUUCUGCUGAGUGCCAGAAGAAGGAUUGGAAGAAGCAUAGGAUGGAGUGCGGUGAGGGACGAGCCAUGUGA